Messenger RNA from Alligator sinensis (Chinese alligator), 2522 nucleotides. It is a transcript of the gene MMP28, whose product is annotated as matrix metallopeptidase 28. Gene Ontology annotation, biological process: proteolysis; extracellular matrix organization; collagen catabolic process. Gene Ontology annotation, molecular function: metalloendopeptidase activity; zinc ion binding. Lineage: Eukaryota; Metazoa; Chordata; Crocodylia; Alligatoridae. The coding region runs from base 432 to 1880 and encodes 482 amino acids. Gene Ontology annotation, cellular component: extracellular matrix. The transcript is spliced from 9 exons. The record is from RefSeq and is a predicted model, not a curated record.
AGGGGGAGCCAUUAAAAAAAAACAGACUUUUUUUUUAUUAUUCUUCCUCUCGGGCUUUUCAGCCCUCGGGAGUCGCAUCUUUGAACGCUUCUUCUCCAGCACGGGGCCAAAGAAGGGCCGAUCCAGCAGCUGGGUUGCUAACGAGACUUGGGUUUGCUUCCCCGCUCUGCCACGUGUUUCCUUCAGGGCCUUCGGCAAGUCACUUGGUCUCUGUGCCUUGGUCUCCUGUCAGCAGGCUGGCAGGACAGCAGUACAGCGUGCAGGGGGCUGAGAGGAUGAGCACGCCAGCGGCUGUGAGGCGCUGGGAUAGCCUGGCAAUAGGAGGCUGGGUUAGAAACCAGAGAACAGCUGAGUUGAAGGACAACGAGAAGAAUACUAGUACUGGAGAAUAUGACCUCUGAGGAGAACUGCUCAGUGACCUGAUUUAUACGAUGUUCCUGGAGAAGUAUGGCUAUUUUGAGGCGCCGGCUCCACGCAUGCACAGCCCGGCUCAGUUCCGAGCAGCAGUGAGGGAGUUCCAGUGGGUGACUCACCUGCCAGUCAGCGGGGUCCUGGAUGCUUCCACACUCCAUCAGAUGAGCCUGCCUCGUUGUGGGGUGAAUGACGCUGAAAGCCACACUGCCUGGGCCGAGCGGGUGCAUGCUGUGUUCUCCGGCAGAAGGGCCAAGGCAAGGCGCAGAAGGCGUUAUGCACAGCAGAGUGGAAAGUGGUACAAACGGCACCUCAGCUACCGGAUUGUGAACUGGCCUUGGUACCUGCCCCAGCACCAGGUGCAACUGGCUGUGAAAGCAGCCUUUGAGCUCUGGAGCAACGUCUCCUCCCUGGUGUUCUGGGAGGCGCAGGACGGUCCUGCUGACAUCCGCCUGACAUUCUUCCAUGGUGACCACAACGAUGGACUUGGCAACGCCUUCGAUGGGCCAGGGGGGGCCCUGGCCCAUGCAUUCUUCCCCCGCCGUGGGGAGGCCCAUUUUGACAGUGAUGAGAGAUGGUCCCUGCACAGCAGCAAGGGUCGCAACCUGUUCAUUGUGGCAGCACACGAGAUUGGGCACACCCUGGGACUGGAGCACUCGCCUGUCAAGAGUGCCUUGAUGUCUCCCUACUAUAAAAAACUCAGCAAGGACUUUGUCCUGAGCUGGGACGACAUCCUCGCAGUCCAGAACCUGUACGGGAAGCCUUCCAAGGGCUCAGCUGUGCAGCUUCCAGGGAAAGUAUUUGCUCAUUUCCAGGACUGGAGCCGUACCUUCCCAGGUGGCACUCAGCAGCAAGGCAGACAUGUCUCUUAUUACUGCCACUCCUUCUUUGAUGCCAUCACUGUUGAUGCAGAUCACAACCUGUACAUCUUCAAGGGCAACCACUACUGGCUGGGGUCAAAGAGGGGAAAAGCCACAGAGCCACAGCCCCUGCAGACCCGAUGGGCAGGGCUCCCAGCUGGCAUUGAUGCGGCUACCUGGUCAGAGGCAGAUGGCAAAUUCUACUUCUUCAAAGGUGGCCGAUGCUGGCGAUACAAAGGCUCCACACUGGAGGCAGGGUUCCCCCAGAAGUGCAGCACUAGCAAUCUCCCCCGACACCCCAACGCAGCCCUGUACUUCCAGCAGCUCCACCACCUCGUCCUCUUCAAAGGUCCCAAGUACUACGUGGUGAGUGAGGAGACGCUGCAGGUGGAGCCCUACUACCCCAGGAGCCUGAGGGACUGGAAUGGGGUCCCAGCUGAAGUGAAUGGUGCCCUGACCCACCACGAUGGCUUUGUUUACUUCUUCCAGGAUGAUCAAUACUGGAAAUUUGACCAGGGCAAGUUGCAGGUGGUGAUGACUGGGAAAUGGGCCACUCAGCUGCCAUGGAUGGGCUGCUGGGACGUGAAUUCCAGUCAGACUCUCUUAUGAGCUUCACUUGAAGGGACCAUGACACCAAGGUGCUGACUGCCAUGGUAUGCAGUAUGCAUAUGUAACAGAGGGCAGUCCUGAAGAUGGUGGCUGGGAUCCCCUGUCUUCUCCUCUGAUCAUAGGAGAAGGACUCUUAUUCCACAAUCCACGUGGCUCACCAGGUUGGGUCUUUUACCCAAAUACCUCUCAUCAGUCAUCUACUUGAACUCCCAUCUCAGGUUUGCAUCACAGUGACUGUCCAAUGUAAUCAGAGAGUCUCUUGCCCUCUGAGGAACAGUGGACCUAUCCCUUCAUCCUGAGUGCACUUCUGUGGGUCAGGCUCCUCUGCGCAUACCCCCCUAUACACGGGCAAAGGCAGCCCUUUUACAAAGCACUGAGAAGAUGCUGUUCUCAGGAAACCAACCUCCCAGUUCAACAACAUCCCCACUCAUGAAUAGGGAUCACUGGUGCUAUGACUGGGGAAGCCCGAUCAAUCUGGAAUAAACAGUCCUGAGCUGUGAGGGUUGCGUUGGUUGGGAUCUUUUUGGAUGAAAAAAAAUUGAGGGUUUUUUUUUGUCCAGAAAUAUCCUUUUUGUUUUUUAAUAUUAAAAAAUCCACCUCAGAACCCAUUUUUUUCCAAAUAUGUUGCUUUUUAUGUUUUUA